This is a messenger RNA of Phytophthora nicotianae INRA-310, 1316 nucleotides long. RefSeq lists its product as hypothetical. NCBI's taxonomy places the organism in Eukaryota, Oomycota, Peronosporomycetes, Peronosporales, Peronosporaceae. The coding region runs from base 48 to 1190 and encodes 380 amino acids. The transcript has 2 exons. The record is from RefSeq and is a predicted model, not a curated record.
CUGGGAAGAAGAACGUUCAGCACAGCAAAACACAGCAUUUUGGUCCAAUGGAGCUCCCCGACCUCACCAGCGACUUGACCAGCGAUCUCCAAGAGGUUCUUGCCGCCGCUGACCAGCGCACCAAGAGCCGACUACGCGCUAAGCGCUUGUAUUACAAGAAGCGGAAUCUGCUGGACGAUCUCCAGCGAGAUGUCGACGCCCUGGAGGCCGAAUACGAGCGUCUACUGGCUGUCCAUCAUCAGCGAGAUGCGCAGCCGACGCCUGAGGCCGUCAAGCUGGACCCCAGCGGCGCCGUCCACCGCGCGUACGUGCAGUUGUCACAGGUGAAGAGCGCGCUGUCCAAGGAAAACGUGGAGCUCAAGCGACUGCACGCCAACUACCAGGAAAUGGAGAGACAGAUUACGCAGUUAGCAGCCGCCCAGCAGAAGGCCCUGAGGCUGGCGGAAGAGGAGCAGGAACACAAGAGGAGGAACCCCAUGAUCCAGGUGAACCCGUUGACACAGGACCAGUGCGCGGAGAUCGCGCGGAAGUCCUAUCUAGAGAUUAAGGCGUUCCGGGAGAGUGACACGUGCUUCUCCACAGGAACGAGCGUGCUGGGCUGGCGAGAUCGACACGUUCUGCGCCAAAACAAGCUCAUGUUCUCGCUCGAGAAGACGUUCCAGGGCCGGGCAACCGACAUGAUGGCGAGGAAUAUCUGGGAGAUCCUGUCGCUGCCUGAGCCCAUUGUGAUCAUGCGUCCUCGAGAUGCGAAAGUGCAUUUCCACGUCGUGCAGAGGCUGAACGAGGACGCCGUCGUGUACUACUACACGCUGGAGCGCGAGGACACGGACGUUCGAGUCCGAGCAUUCAUCUUGGCCAUGCGCGUGGAUCUCGGAGAGGACGGGUGUAUGGUGAUUCUGCGCAACUUGGAUCCUAAGACCUAUCUACAGCACGAUGGAGACUGCACAGCACCUGUACGUCGAGGACGUCGGAAGGUGGAGCCGCACAAAGAGAAUUUCUGGCUGGAUGUGUUUGUGUGGAGCUUCUACGAGUACGCGGGCGAGCAGCUGGACGACUGUAAACAGACUUUUGGUGGAGAAAUUCAAGGCACAACACUCGCGAGUCCAGGAUGGUGGUCGAUUGAAAUAUUAGAGAUGGCUCUGCGCAUGGAAAGCAGAGGGGCUGGCUCUCGGGGACUACUGCGAUGGUAGCACAGUGGAAAGGUAUGCAAUAUUUGUUUAUCGAUAAUGUAGCAGUCUUAUACAAGUUGUUGGUUUCGAAGGCAAAAGGGUAUAACUAGCGUUUAAUGGAAUACGAUACGUAUCAUGCCAUCAAAC